Molecule: messenger RNA, 1356 nt
Organism: Pectinophora gossypiella (pink bollworm)
Lineage: Eukaryota; Metazoa; Arthropoda; Insecta; Lepidoptera; Gelechiidae
Gene: RfC4
Product: replication factor C subunit 2
Exons: 4
Coding region: 69-1187 (372 amino acids)
Biological process (GO): DNA repair; DNA-templated DNA replication
Cellular component (GO): nucleus; DNA replication factor C complex
Molecular function (GO): ATP hydrolysis activity; ATP binding; DNA binding
Source: RefSeq, a predicted model, not a curated record
GUUUUGGCGGCUGAACGCGAAACACAAAUGUUUGAUUAAAUACUAGGAAUUAUUUUAAAAUUAACGCUAUGAGUGAUAAAGAUAUCACUAUUAUGGAGGUGGAUGAGGCAGAGCCCGUUGUCAAGCCGGUGAAAUCGAGUUCUGCGGCGGGCACGAGCAGCAAGGUGGGCCACCUGCCGUGGAUCGAGAAGUACCGGCCGCAGACGUUCGCCGACAUAGUGGGCAACGAAGACACUGUGUCGCGGCUGGCGGUGUUCGCGCGCACGGGCAACGCGCCCAACAUCAUAAUCGCGGGCCCGCCCGGCGUAGGCAAGACCACCACGAUCCUGUGCCUGGCGCGCGCGCUGCUAGGGCCCGCCAUGAAGGACGCCGUGCUCGAGCUCAACGCCUCCAAUGAUCGCGGCAUUGAUGUCGUGCGCAACAAGAUCAAGAUGUUCGCACAACAGAAGGUGACGCUGCCGCCGGCGCGACACAAGAUAGUGAUCCUAGACGAGGCGGACAGCAUGACGGAGGGCGCGCAGCAGGCGCUGCGCCGCACCAUGGAGCUGUACUCUGCUACGACUAGGUUCGCGCUCGCCGCCAACAAUAGCGAGAAGAUCAUUGAACCCAUCCAGUCCCGCUGCGCGCUGCUGCGCUACUCGCGCCUCACAGACGCACAGAUACUGGCCAAGGUGGUGGAAGUGUGCGAGAAGGAGGGCUUGUCGUACACGGAGGAGGGCGUGAGCGCGGUGGUGUUCACGGCGCAGGGCGACCUGCGCGCGGCACUCAACAACCUGCAAGCGGUAGCGGCCAGCGGCGGCCACGUGGCGCCCGACAACGUGUUCCGCGUCUGCGACGAGCCGCACCCGCUGCUCGUGCGGACCAUGCUCGACGCCUGCCUGCGCCAGGACAUACACGCCGCAUACAAGGUGAUGGCGAAACUAAUAAAGCUGGGGUACGCCGCGGAGGACAUAGUGGCUAAUAUGUUCCGAGUAAGCAAGACACUGGACGCUGAUGAGACGUCGCGGCUGGCGCUGGUCCGCCAGCUGGGCCGCAGCCACAUGCGGCUGGCGGACGGGCUGGCGGGGCCGCUGCAGCUGGCGGGGCUGCUGGCGCGCAUGUGCCGCGCCGCCCCCGGGGGGGGGGGCCGACUGGUGACGUCACGCCGCAGCCAUGCGCAGGUGGCGGGGCCGCUGCCAUCAGAGUGACGUGAUGUGUGCUAGUGCUUCUGACUUAUGUGAAGUUUUGAUUGAUGUGCCUAUAUUUUGGGAGAAUAAUGUGUUAUAUGUGAUGUUGCAGUUAGAUUUAAUGUAACAAGUGUUCAGCUAUAUAAUGUUAGGGUUGUAAAUAAAACGAAAAAUCUUUUUUAAAUAUAAA